Messenger RNA from Tachysurus fulvidraco (yellow catfish), 2281 nucleotides. Its product is annotated as T-box-containing protein TBX6L-like. Gene Ontology annotation, molecular function: RNA polymerase II cis-regulatory region sequence-specific DNA binding; DNA-binding transcription factor activity, RNA polymerase II-specific. Lineage: Eukaryota; Metazoa; Chordata; Actinopteri; Siluriformes; Bagridae. Gene Ontology annotation, cellular component: nucleus. The record is from RefSeq and is a predicted model, not a curated record. The transcript is spliced from 9 exons. Gene Ontology annotation, biological process: positive regulation of DNA-templated transcription; pattern specification process; cell fate specification. The coding region runs from base 578 to 1936 and encodes 452 amino acids.
UGGAUUUGUAAUGUCCUUCUAUUUCUUUCCAGCUCACAAAUCUCAUUUUCUCACAUCAACAUCACAGUGGUAUUGCUACAGGUUUAUUUUAUAUCCUUAUAGGUCAAAAACAGACUUAAGAGUGCAACAUAAGGCAUGUCUGAACGCAUGGCUGGCCGACUUUCUCUCAGCUACAUGAUAAUAUCCUCAUAAGGCUCCUUUUGAUCCAUGUCUCAACUCCUCCUGCUGCUCUAGUCCUAAACAACCACACACAGUGACCCCCGGUGCUAAUAGAGCACUUCAAAGUAUGCUAAUAGACCCUCUCACUUUUGUCCACACACACACACACUCACACACACACACACACAGACCCUAAAAGGCCCCACCCACUCAGUCAAUGUCUUUAAACUCAAGGUUGAGCCAAGCCAGAGGCAUUUUGCCAUUGUUUUUACCUGAUGGUCAACUUACAACUGAGGUUCUGUGCAGACUUUUAAGAUUUUUUAUAGUUCUUCCCCCAACUGAUUUAUGGAGGUCUGCAGCUGAGGAUCAAUAUCAUAUAAAGAUAUUUUAACAGCCAGUGCACUGAACAUUCUUAAAAAUGGAGCAGAUUGCAGACUUGAGACAUUCAUCUACAGUGUCAGCAUUGCCCUCGAUGGCUCAUCCUGCUGAUUCCUACCAACAGGGGAAUAUGAGGAUGAAACUGGAAUAUUCAGAGCUCUGGAAAUCAUUUCAUGACAUUGGGACUGAAAUGGUUAUCACUAAAUCUGGCAGGAGGAUGUUUCCAUAUUGCAAUGUAAGUGUGUCUGGUCUUCUGCCAUAUGCCAAGUACUUCAUCAUGGUGGACAUGGUCCCAGUGGACAAUUCCAGGUACAAGUGGAAUAACGAUCAGUGGGAGGUGGCAGGAAAGGCAGAGCCGCAGCCUCCGUGUAGAACAUACAUACAUCCAGAUUCUCCUGGUUUGGGUAGUCAUUGGAUGAAGCAGCCCAUUUCUUUUCUCAAACUGAAGCUCACCAACAAUCCACUGGACCAGAGAGGCCAUAUCAUUCUGCAUUCGAUGCAUCGCUACCAGCCUCGCUUCCAUGUGGUGCAGGCUGAUGACCUUUAUAGCAUCCGAUGGAGCGUCUUCCAAACCUUCACAUUCCCUGAAACCACCUUCACAGCAGUCACGGUUUACCAGAACACCAAGAUCACAAAGCUGAAGAUAGACCAUAACCCCUUUGCAAAGGGAUUCAGAGAAGAAGGAACCCAUGGCAAAAGGAACAGAGCUCAAAAAAGUCAACUGUGUUCAGAGAAUUCAGCAAAAAAACUAAAGUCUUCAGAAAAGGAGCCAGAGCUCAGAUGUUUCCAAGAUGUACCAAGGCUUCCAUAUGACCCUCACAGAGAGGAUUCAGAAACCCUGACGCUUUCCAAAGAAGUACCGAUGGCCCAGGAUGAGCACAUGUCUCCAUGGGGAGGAGAGCAGGAACCUGGCCAAAAUCACAGUGAGGGAGCCAUGGACUACACAAACUCAGAGCAGCUUGUUCCAGGACAGGCCAACUACCAAUUGCACAGUCAGGAGUUUGGUAGGAUUUCCUCACUCACUUGCACAGAUUCCCAAACUGACUGCCAGGGAUAUGAUUCCCGAUCUACUGACAUGGCCACUGUUCCUGAUCAGGAGCUUUCAAGUCCUCAGUCUUCUAUGAGUCUGUGUUCUUCUCAGAGAAAAGCGCUAGAUUUUUCCAUGACCACCAGCAUUGGAGGGUGCUCCAAAUCCAGGUCAGGACUGCCACUGUACACUCAGUAUAACAUGGAGCAGCCUUUAGGUCAUAUAGCAGGGCAGUAUUCAAGCUCCACCUACCCUCAACCACACCCACAUCCACAUCACCUGAUGUCAGAGCGCAGCAUCCAUCCCUCUGGAUAUCACCACAACAACAUGGCAGAGUGGAGUCAGUACUCUCUCUUCUCCUACUCUUGCUGAGCAACUGGCCAGAAAAUAGAAAGACUAAACCAGCAGAAAGGCAUUAACAUGGCAAAUGAAUAGAUGGAGAAGAACUUUUUCUUCUCAUGCUUGAUCCAGUCAGCGAAAACAGACAAAUACAGAUUAUUACAUGGCAGAAUAAAGGCUUAGUUUAAUGGGCUGAAGCAUAAUGUGGCUAUGUGUGAUUUUAAACGAUUCAUGUAGAAUGAUUUGCUUUGUGUAUCUUAAUGGAAAUCUAAAUGCAUUAAACAAAGUGCAAUUGACAAAUUAAUGUUAAUACUGUAAAUUGAUACUGAUAUAUUUUACCAGCUGAAUAAUUAAAGUUCUUUAUCAGAUCUUAUGAUA